This is a messenger RNA of Megachile rotundata (alfalfa leafcutting bee), 1829 nucleotides long. It is a transcript of the gene rtet, whose product is annotated as major facilitator superfamily domain-containing protein rtet. Gene Ontology annotation, biological process: transmembrane transport. The record is from RefSeq and is a predicted model, not a curated record. Gene Ontology annotation, molecular function: transmembrane transporter activity. Gene Ontology annotation, cellular component: brush border membrane. Lineage: Eukaryota; Metazoa; Arthropoda; Insecta; Hymenoptera; Megachilidae.
UGUAUUGAUAGUAAAAUAGAUUUCUGUCUUAUUGAUUGUAGGAAUAGUCGGUAAGAAUUACACACACGUGUAACCAUAAAAUAUACGUACACAUAAAGAAAAGUAGGCCAUAUGCCACAGACGCUGUGACUAUACCCUUUCACUUUUAGGAACUACUUCUCUAAAUUGCUUAUGAUGACAAAAGUAGAAAGCAUUUCGUUUAAGUUACCUGCAUCUCCAAAAGAAUUGUUAUUAAUCUAUUUGUUCCAAGUAUCAAAGUGAAAUAUUUCAAAUAUUAUGCAAUUGAUUGAAAUUAAAUGGUUUAUUUAAAGCGCCACAUUUUAUAUUUUGAACUGAAAUAUUUCUCAAAAGUUUGAUAUUUUCGUAGUAAAUUCGUUUUUUUCUUUGUAACACGAUGGCCAAGAUAAAAGAUAAUACCGUUCAGGUAGUAUUUAUUUCCUUACUUCUGGAUCUUUUGGCAUUUACUAUGAUAUUACCAUUGCUACCAGCUUUAUUAGAUUAUUAUAAGGAAAUAGAAAAUGAUCAAAGUAUGUAUUUUAAAAUUUUACAUUACAUACAAAAUACAAGGAAAUUUUUUUAUGCACCUGACAAAGUCAGCACAGUACUUUAUGGAGGUUUUCUUGGAUCUAUGUAUUCCUUUUUACAAUUUUUGGGGUCACCAAUUGUAGGAGCACUAUCAGAUAUAUAUGGAAGAAAACCAUUGAUGAUGUUUUGUUUAAUAGGCAUUACAAUGUCUUAUUUAUUAUGGGCACUUUCAUUUAACUUUACUAUAUUUGUGUUAGCAAGAUUUGUUGGUGGUAUUAGUAAAGGAAAUGUUAGUUUAUCAAUGGCUAUUAUCAGUGAUGUUACGUCACCAAAAACACGAGGAAAAGCAAUGGCACUUGUUGGUAUAGCUUUUUCAAUAGGUUUUGUUGUGGGUCCAAUGAUAGGAGCAUUUUUUGCAUGGAUUUCAAGCAAUAACAGAGAAGGAGCUUGGUAUAUAAUACCUGCUAUAUUUGCUCUUUUUCUAGCAAUAAGUGAUUUAUGUUUUGUUAUUUGCAAUUUAAGAGAGUCUUUACCAUUGGAACGUAGAGCAAAGAGUCUAAUAUCUGGUGUAUCUGGAAUUGUUACUUAUAUUAAUCCUAUAGAUUUGUUCCAAUUUAAUGGAGUAUCCGGUAUAAAUUCACAAGACAAAAAGAACUUAAAAACACUGGGUUAUGCAUAUUUUAUGUAUUUAUUCAUCUAUAGUGGGUUGGAAUUUACCUUAACUUUCUUAACUCAUUAUUUGUUUGAAUUUACAAGCAUGCAACAAGGAUGGAUGUUUCUGGGAAUUGGAUUAGUUAUGGCAAUUUUACAAGGAAGUUGGGUACGAACAAUUCCAUCUAAUAAAACAAAGUCUGCUGUAGAAUUGGGCUUAUGGCUGACAGUUCCAGCAUUUGUUUGCGUAGGUUUGGCCACUGAUAUAUUAAUGUUAUCUAUUGGAUUACUUCUAUUUGCAAUUUCAACUGCCAUGGUUGUUACUUGUAUGAUGACACUUGUUACACGUAUUGGACCUGAUUAUCAAAAGGGCACAAUAACUGGAGUUUUCCGUUCUUUGGGAGCAUUAGCUCGAGCUUGUGGACCUAUUGUUGCUUCUAUAGCUUUUUGGUGCAUUGGUAGUAAAACUACAUAUCUCAUUGGAGCUGUACUUCUUAUAUUUCCACCUGUUAUUCUUCAAAGGAUAAAAUUGCCUUAAGUAACAGUAUUUAUAUAUGUAUUUGCAUUUUUAAAUUUCAAACGAAGAGACUUUUACCAAGAUUUUUGAUGUACUUUAUAAGUAUUUAAAAAAGUAUUUUUAUAUAUUUAUCAUA